Messenger RNA from Quercus lobata, 702 nucleotides. RefSeq lists its product as uncharacterized. The coding region runs from base 1 to 702 and encodes 233 amino acids. NCBI's taxonomy places the organism in Eukaryota, Viridiplantae, Streptophyta, Magnoliopsida, Fagales, Fagaceae. The transcript has a single exon. Gene Ontology annotation, molecular function: RNA-DNA hybrid ribonuclease activity; nucleic acid binding. The record is from RefSeq and is a predicted model, not a curated record.
AUGGUAGAGUCAUCAGGGCAUGCUUUAUGGGAUUGUGAGGCGGCGGGGGCUGUGUGGAGAGAAUCAAAUUUGCAGCUGCCUAAGCUCAGAAAUGCACACCGUGACUUCAUGGAGGUAGUGUGGAAGCUUUGGGAAGGGAGUAGGGAGUUGAAUUGGGAGUGCUUUGCGACUACGGCUUGGUGCAUUUGGAAAAAUAGAAACUCAUUAAAAUUUGAAGGGAAGGGCAAGGCAGUAAAGGUGAUUGUCAAGGAGGCUGAGCUGCUGGUGGAGGAAUUCAGAUCAGGGAAUACAAGGGAAAAACUUCCUGUGACGUUGAGAACUCAAGCUUGGAGGCCGCCUAGGGAGGGGUGGUAUAAAGCUAAUGUGGAUGGGGCGGUUUUUAAGGAGACUAACAGCUGUGGUAUUGGAGUUGUGAUUAGAAAUGACCAAGGCCAAAUUAUGGGAGCUAUGAGUAAGAAGCUGAAUCUUCCCUUAGGAGCUGUGGAAGUUGAAGCGAAAGCGUUUGAAGAAGGCUUAAUGCUAGCAGGUGACCUCGGCUUGAAGCAAAUAAUCCUGGAAGGAGAUGCUCAGAUUGUUACUAAUGCUUUGCUGGGUAAGUGCUUGCCGCCAACCUCAAUUCAAAUGCUGAUUUCUGGUGCUAGUCGCUGGAAGCAAUGGGUUCGGGAUUGGAAAGCAAGCUAUGUCCGUAGAACAGGAAAUUGA